CCGACCGAAUAACCGAGCCCAUAGUAAGUGUUAACUGUUAAAUAUAUGUAAGCCCACUAGCCCAGACCAAAUCUUUUAGUUAUAGCCCAAUGAAAAAAAACCCAAUUCCACUUCCCAGCCCUUCUCCCUACCCGAUUUCCAACCCUUCUCCCAAGUCGGCCGAAAUUCACAGAUCUCAACCCCUCAACCCCUGUGUCGUUCUCGUCUUCUCCGCCCUCACGAAUCGGCAAUCAGCAUCUCACAUUCUCCCAGUUCGUGCGUUCUCAAGCCUACGCCAUUCACGCCAAGAUCUCGGCAAUCACCAUCUCCGUUCCGGCGUCACCAAUCGGCUAUCACCAGAUUUGUCGAAACUCAAGUUGGAUCCCGUUAUUGAUGCUUAGAGAUGUGAAGACAUUAAGAUCUUGGUUUUGGUAAUCCGAUUGAUGGUGAUGGGUGACAUCCAGUUCUGAAGGAAUUGAGCAUGAAGUCAUGGGAGCAUUUUCAGUUUAUUAUUAUUUUGAACUUUUUAAAGCUCUACUUGGAUUGUUA
This is a messenger RNA of Cuscuta campestris, 528 nucleotides long. NCBI's taxonomy places the organism in Eukaryota, Viridiplantae, Streptophyta, Magnoliopsida, Solanales, Convolvulaceae. The record is from the annotation of a GenBank genome assembly.